Molecule: messenger RNA, 1376 nt
Organism: Loa loa (African eye worm)
Lineage: Eukaryota; Metazoa; Nematoda; Chromadorea; Rhabditida; Onchocercidae
Exons: 9
Coding region: 96-1190 (364 amino acids)
Cellular component (GO): endomembrane system; membrane
Source: RefSeq, a predicted model, not a curated record
UUCCAGAGCAAACAAUAUGCGACUUUGCUGAAAUUGUACUGACUACGCCAACAAAUGAAACUUUCAAUAUUUUCAACAAAAACUACCGUAUCGUAAUGAGUCAAAAAUCAGUGCAAUUAAAUCACGCUAAUGAAAAACGGAGUGACCGGAGUGCAAGCGCGAUUGGACGAAGGUUGUAUUAUCCUCGACCACAACUUCAAACUUCUGCACUUGUUUAUUGUGCAUUACAGGUAAUGUUUAUAUCAUUCUUGUUCAGUUACAAUGGUAUUAGUGCUGGCGAUGUUUUGUUUCCCAUUUUAUCGUGGAUAUCAGAACACUCUCAAAAGCUUCCAUUGGUUCAAAGUAUCAAUGAAUUAGUCCGUCGAUUGUUGGAUAAUCUACUUUCUUUGAUUAGCCAUGAAAAUCCUAAAACUUCGACAUCUCCAACCAAAGGAAGUCGUGUAAAACAAAAAGUGAAUACGAACAGUGUUGUAUUUAUGAAAAAAGUUGAUGCUAGCCUACCCGUCUUGACGAAGGAACAGUUAUCUUUCUUCGAUGGAACGCGCCCGUCCAAGGGAACAUAUCUCUCCAUACUGGGUCGUAUAUACGAUGUGCAAAAAGGUGUCAAGCAUUAUGGUCCCGGUGGUUCAUAUCAUUUCUUUGCAGGUCGUGAUGCAACGCGUGCGUUUGUCAGUGGCGAUUUUACCGAAAAAGGUCUGGUAGAUGAUGUUGAAGGUUUUAGUGAUCAGGAUCUGUUGGGUAUCUUUGACUGGAUCAAGUUCUAUGAGAAAGAUUAUGAUCUCGCCGGUUAUCUUCAGGGGACAUACUAUGAUGCUUCUGGAAAACCAACUUCGCGUUUAGAAGAAGUAAUCAAACUGAUAGAAAAUGCACUUCACUGGAAAGAUAUGCAAGCGGAAGAAACAAAAAUUUUCCCACCUUGUAAUUCUGAGUGGCAAAAAGAUAUCGGUGGGCGAGUGUGGUGUUCAAAGAAAAGUGGUGGAAUCGAAAGAGAUUGGGUUGGAGUGCCAAGAAAAAUGUUUGAUGCGAGAUCGAAAUCUUAUCGGUGUGCAUGUGUGAAAAACUUUGGUGCUCCUCUUUCGAGGUUUUCUGGGAUGAAUGAAAAUGGUGGACAUGGAGACUUAGGAAAUCCCAGUCUGAAGGAAUAUGAAGGUUGCAAACCGACAUCGACUACUUGUAAUGAUAAUUCUUAGCACUACACGAGAUUUGCAUUAGUAAAGAUAGCUUGUAGGGUAGUGUACUGUUUAUGAUUGUUCCCCGUGAUCCAUUUCAGCUUUAUUUUUAUCAGUCGGUCUCAUCAUUAGUUUAAAACAGAGGCAACCCAUGAAUAGGUCUACCAAUGGAUCGAUCUGAGUAAAUUGUUACACAUUUGGCAUGUU